UUAUGCUUCAUUUUAACAUCGAAUCCAUCCGAAGCGCUCAGACGACACAAAAGAUACAGUUCAAAAAUGAAUUCAUAGAACUUGAAUGAUGGCUUGCAGUAUUUUGAAAAAGCUCUACAAUAGAGAAACUAGAGAAACGAUAAAGCAACACAGGAGACAGAGACAGUGCCAGUUCUUCAGUAAAAUCCCAACAAGAUUAUGCUUUAGGCUACCCUCACUGGUCUCAGAAGAGGCACUGGAAGAAGGACAUGUGUUUCUGGGUUUCACAAAGUGUGGACAGUAUGUAGUGUCUUACACGUGUACCAUGGAUGCUGAUCACCAGUCAGUACUGCCUAUGUGUACCUAUGAAUACAGACUGCAGUGGUGGUGGUUUGUUCCCAAUCAGCCAUUACAAAAGAUUUCAGAAAUCAAACUAUUUGGAGAGGAAGAAUUGACAGUAGACUUGUACAUUUCUUUUUGUGAGUGGCCAUCUGACCACUGUAAAGUACUGAUAUUUGGACAUAGUAUCCCAAGCCAAACAACAGAUGGAUGUUCCUCAUGUUAUAUGACAAUAACAUCAGUUCCUCCCCUCCAGCAUUGUGAAUUUUGUCAAAUGAUACCUCCAGAUGAAGACAAAAAGCAGAAGCCAAUCAAAUUUCCUUGUAUGAAGCAUGCUUUCUCUGUACAUACAAAGUUUGAGUUAACUCCUCCAUUUCCCCCAUUUGGACCAAGAACACAGUUGAAAAUCAAUGGAGUAGCUGUCAUAAAUACUGGGGAUUCCAUAGUGGCUCUCACAGUUAAUGUAGAUGGCUUUGAUGAAGAGGAAUCUACCUCCAUAGCAUUAACAGAAGUAUCAAUUCUUAUAGACAAUCAAAAUAAAGAUCAGUAUUUAGAGAAUCCAAAGCUUGAAAGUCUUAAGCAGAAUUCCAAGGGACCAGUUUCACCAACAUUGUGCGAGUGUCGUCGUAAAUACACAGACCCCACUCUCUGUCCUUCACCACAUUCUGUGGAUUUGAUGGAUGAGAGUCAGAAGGAAAACAUGGAUGGUGGCUUGUUGAAGGAGUGCACUCGUCAACGCUCUCCGAGAGCUAGUUAUAUGGAGGGAUCAAAGUUAUGCAAGCAUGGUGGGUCUCUAGUGCCUUCCUCACAAGAUUGGUUGGAUAAUAUUAAUGUGAUGACAGAUACCUCACAAACUGGAGAUGUUCUGAUGCAGAAUAAUUCAGUGAUGCAAGAGGUCCAUGAAAGUGGAUCUCAGGUCCACACUAUUGAUAAGGAUAAUUCUCCACUGGAUUCCAUUAAGUGCCUUAAAUCACCCUCCAAAUGUGAUAACAAUGAUCUGAGCAAAUGUAACUCUCCUCUUAUAAGUAUGUCACAGAAGUCCACCCCACCAAACGAACCCACAGAUAAUGCAAGAUCCACAUCAUCUCCCAGCCAGCCCAGCAACUGCCGUUCUCCUGGCCCAGCUAAGUCCCCAGGGCCCCUUUACAGCCCAGUGUGUAGCCCACUUCAACCCAACUCCAACUGUAACAACUGUCUUUUUGGAAUUAAGAAUACUGCUUCCUCCCAACGAUCUUUCUUUUCUCCAUCCAAUAGUGGUACCAGCACCACUAGUACCAGUAAGAGUGCAGACAGUGUGUAUUUACAAGUCAAUGAAACAAGGACUGUUACCUACACUGUCCGCAAGUUCUCCCAUGCUUUACAGAGUGGAAAUCAGUCUCCUGGCAUUGUGGAAGAGGACUUUGAUCUUGCCUAUAGAAGUAUAUUACCUCUAGAAGUUUAUGGUGACAAAGAGAAACCUCUUCCUCCAGCACACUGUAGAGAGGCACCGCAGGAAUGUGUUCGAGUGACACAGAUGACCUUUGAUGUGGAACAUUACUUAGAGGAGGUCAUAGGUCACUUUGCUGAUUGGGGUCACAGAUACAUAGCUUUCACCAACUAUGACCUGCAGAUUCUAGAUGUGUGUGCUGAGAGUACAACAGUGAUAGGCAAAGUGUUUGCAUUAAUACAUGCCAAAGAAGAAUUUGAUACAAACAGGAAAAUCAAACGCAGUAAGAACGCCAUCAGAAGAUAUCAGACAAGUUUCUGUUUUGCUUGGAAUCUUGCCACAGGAGGAUAUGAAACACAAUUCAUUGGUGAUUUGACAGAAGUUGAUGAAGUGGAAAUUCGGAGGAUUGAAAACACUUGGAAAGAAUGGAAACCUGGCUUUAAAGAGUGUGCCAUGCUGAGACGACAGAUGUACAUUCCUCAGUCCACACAAUGUUAUGUCAAUGUGUUGUCAAAUGAGUCUGUCAUUAAAGGAGAGUCCCUCAAGUUCAUCAUAGCUCCUCAGCAUUAUGUUGCCCUCCUGAUCUAGAUCCUAGCAAACUAGCUCUUCAGCAGUAUUUUGCUGUCCUGAUCUAGAUCCUAGUUAGCUCGACCAACACUCAAUCAGUUGCAGAUUUCAUUACAGUUUGAAUCAGUGAUAUUUCAACAAAGAAUAUCUUUAUACUUUUCAUGAUUCAUAUAAAUGUUUUCAUUUUCAUGAAAAAGACCUUUUAAUACAUAUGAAAAUAUCAUACAGUUCUCAAGAAUGUGACAAAAAUAGGUUGUAGAUCUUUCUAUCAUUUCAAGUCAGUGUCAAAUCUUUUGUUUUAUGAACAAAUCCAAUGCAUAAAAGUUCUUCAGGAAUCAGGAUUUUAAAAGGGCAUAUGCACUGUUGUUGCUUUUCAUUCAAAAUAAUGCAAACAUUGUUUUCACAUUGACAUGUACAUAAGGAGUGUUACUGUUACAUGAGAAAUAAAAUUGAAACAAUGA
Ostrea edulis (European flat oyster) is the source of this 2772-nucleotide messenger RNA. RefSeq names its product DDB1- and CUL4-associated factor 15-like. The transcript has 13 exons. The record is from RefSeq and is a predicted model, not a curated record. Gene Ontology annotation, cellular component: Cul4-RING E3 ubiquitin ligase complex. Bases 86 to 2332 code for a protein of 748 amino acids. Gene Ontology annotation, biological process: protein ubiquitination. NCBI's taxonomy places the organism in Eukaryota, Metazoa, Mollusca, Bivalvia, Ostreida, Ostreidae.